This is a messenger RNA of Auanema sp. JU1783, 387 nucleotides long. The record is from the annotation of a GenBank genome assembly. NCBI's taxonomy places the organism in Eukaryota, Metazoa, Nematoda, Chromadorea, Rhabditida, Rhabditidae.
AUGAGAGUCUUGGCUGUUUGCUUUCUAUCGCUCAUCGUCAUUUGUGCUUUGUCAGAAGCCGUCAAAUUCUGUUAUAGUGGUACUGAUGAGAAAUACCGUGAGAAAGAAUGUGGAUUAGGAGUUGAUGAUCCAAUGAUCUUGUUCUGGUGCCAGAAAUAUCAUUGCAAGGAUAUUGACGGCGGAAAAGCUUCGGCUCUUAACGACAGUCUUGUAAUUCGUUCAUGUGUGCCUGAAGAAGAGAGAUGUGCUGCUCAAGAACAAUAUUGUCAACAACUAGGUGGAGUUGGAGAAUGUUUUACUUGUAACGAGGAUGGUUGUAAUUCUGCUCAAAACUAUUUUUCAUAUUUUGUGUUGUCUAUGAUCAUUCUCAUCAACCAGUUUAUGUAA